CUCUGCCCCCUCCGCGUCUUCUACAUUCGGCUUCAUUAUUCCGCCUCAGCUCCAGUUCCAACCGGCACGAUCCAAUAUAGAAAUAGAACAGUCCUUUACUUAGCAUUUCAGCAACACCUCCACAACUCCAACUUCAAAGCCCAGACAGCCCUCACCGGGUCAUCGACAAUCAGAACAACCAUGUGCAAACACGUCCUCAACGCUCAAGUGGCAAUCCGAUCCCCUUGCUGCAAGAAAUGGUUCGAUUGCGCCGAAUGCCACCAAGAGACCGAAAGACAUCCCCUCCAGAAAGCCAGUGAGAUGGUCUUCGCCUGCAAAAAAUGCAAAAAAUGCUUCCGCAAGGACACCGCCGAAUUCGACGAGAGUGACGAAUACUGUCCCCACUGCGACAACCACUUCGUGAUCGAGGCCGUGACGCCGACGCCGACGCUACACGUGGAAGGCGAGGAUGCGCGGGUGGAUUCGAGAAUGCUCAAGGAUGAUCGGGUUCGUGGGCACCAGGAGAAAUCUAUCUUCAAUUUCAAGGAUAUCUCGGAUCGGUUGGGUUAGAAGUAGAUUUCGCUUCUGCCUGUCUGGGCCCAAGGCAAAGCAGGGGUUUCUUUUUUUACGAAGAUUUACGAUUUCAUGCUACAUUUCUUUUCGUUCUUUUUUUGUUUAUCUUAAUUCGAAUUGGUGUUGAGGGUGGG
This is a messenger RNA of Aspergillus brunneoviolaceus CBS 621.78, 686 nucleotides long. RefSeq names its product CHY zinc finger protein. The transcript has 6 exons. Gene Ontology annotation, molecular function: zinc ion binding. Gene Ontology annotation, cellular component: mitochondrial intermembrane space. The record is from RefSeq and is a predicted model, not a curated record. Bases 181 to 549 code for a protein of 122 amino acids. Lineage: Eukaryota; Fungi; Ascomycota; Eurotiomycetes; Eurotiales; Aspergillaceae. Gene Ontology annotation, biological process: protein import into mitochondrial intermembrane space.